GAACAAUAUCAGAACUAGAUUAGUCAAAACUAAAGAAGUUUAUUUAACCUACAAUGACCAAAACUAAAUGACUUACAUUAGUUUUGCAUCAGAAUGAGCAUGGAUGCUAACAGAGUGAAAUUUUCCAAACCCCCACUCAAAUAGUCAAUGUAAUAAGUACGUAAUAACCAUAUAAAAAAAUAUCUUGCACUAGUAUCCAAUCUCCGUGGCAUUCUUUUACCAAUCUCCCUGAGCUGGGAGAGACGACUUGAUCACCGGGCGGCUGACACCUCCAAACAAUAAUCAAAACAACACCAGUGAGCAAAGCGAUAGCAUACCAGGCCCCUAAAGAAACAAGAGUAACUGACAUUCCGAUGAAACUUCCCGUCUUACAUAUGGCCGCUCUCUCCGCCUCUAACCCCAUUGACCCCCAAAACCAAGAACCCAUCAAUCAUCUCCGUUCUCCUCCUCUUCGGUUGCGGGCAAAUCGAUCAAUCAACGGCGGCACGGCCGAGAGAUGACGAGGAACAAGCGCGCCCUGCUGUGCUGCGGCGUGCUGGUGGCCGUGCUCGUCGUCCUCGCCGUCGUCUUCGUGGCGCUCUACUUCACCGUGUUCCGGCCGCGGUCUCCCAGGGUGGUGGCGACGGUGGUGGGGACGGAGAUCUCGGCGCUCAACGUCUUCCCGCCGGUCCUCAACAUCACGGUGCACGUGGACGUCACCGUGCGCAACCCGAACUACGCGUCGUUCCGGUACGGCGACGUGGUGACGGCGGUGCGGUACCACGGCGACGGCGUGGGGGAGUCGGUGGUGCCGGCGGGGGAGAUCGGCGCGCGCGCGACCGAGACGAUCGCCGCCAAGGUGUCGGUGGACACCGUCAGGAUGGCGGCGACGCCCUACUUCCUGCCGGAGGCCGCCCUCGGGGUGCUGCCGUUAGAGACGGCGACGGCGGUGGCCGGCAAGGCCGUGGUGAUGGGCAGGUUCAAGAUCAGCGCGAGCUCGGAGGUGGCGUGCGAGGUCCACGUGUACUGGACCAGGAGCAACGCCACGUCGGAGUGCACCUCCACGGUCCAUAUAGGCCGGUAGCAGUAACGAGCAUUAUCCAGUGGUUCUGCUCCUCGUCCGAAUAGAUAUUGUGCUUGUGUGGACAUCAAAUGUGCUCUGAUCUGAAAUUGUUAACGGCGGGGUUCUUAGGGACAGCAAAAAUAUCAGAUGAUUUACGAUUUUUUUCCUUGCGAAACCCAA
Molecule: messenger RNA, 1222 nt
Organism: Setaria italica (foxtail millet)
Lineage: Eukaryota; Viridiplantae; Streptophyta; Magnoliopsida; Poales; Poaceae
Exons: 1
Coding region: 497-1063 (188 amino acids)
Cellular component (GO): plasma membrane
Source: RefSeq, a predicted model, not a curated record